This is a messenger RNA of Physcomitrium patens, 1987 nucleotides long. Its product is annotated as UDP-glucose 4-epimerase GEPI48. Gene Ontology annotation, molecular function: UDP-glucose 4-epimerase activity. Gene Ontology annotation, cellular component: cytosol. Gene Ontology annotation, biological process: galactose metabolic process. The record is from RefSeq and is a predicted model, not a curated record. NCBI's taxonomy places the organism in Eukaryota, Viridiplantae, Streptophyta, Bryopsida, Funariales, Funariaceae.
UGCCAUGGCGGAACGGAAACGAUCGAUGACUGCCAUCUUGGCAUGGCGGAUUGUCCCAGUCUCACAGACAAACUGGAAAACCACUAGUAACUGACUGAAGUUGAUGUGGAGUUUCACGGGCGUAAAUUACUAUUUUCGAUGUAAAUAAUCCUCCAGAAACCAAAGACCCUUACCCGAAACGAAUUGUGCGUUGUUUGUAUGAGCUGGUGCAGCAUAAAGACUCUCUCGUGAGUGCGUUCGCUUGAAUUGCUAGGUAGAACUUUUGUGUCGAAGAGGCGGAGUGAGAGGAGUAGGAGGUGAGGUUCUGGUGGUGAAAUUUACGAGGGAGAGUUGAUUUGGAAGCUGAAUUGGCGGCGAGUUGCGGAGUACUGGUGGUGAGUUAUGGUGUCAAAGCAUUGGCUGGAGGUCGAGCCCAUGGAGUGUAAUGGAGAGGCGCAAGAACGCAAGCAGCGGUGGAUUUUGGUAACUGGAGGCGCCGGCUACAUCGGCACCCACACCGUCUUGCAGUUAUUGAUGGAGGGAUACUGUGUUGUGAUAAUUGACAAUUUGGAUAACUCCUGUGAAGAAGCCCUGCAUCGCGUGCGCAAGUUAGCGGGCGAAUUUGGAGAGAAUUUGAAGUUUGUUAAGGGGGAUCUUUGUAAGGUGGAAGACGUACUUAAGGUGUUCAAGCUUCACAGGUUCGAUGCUGUCAUUCACUUUGCAGGCCUGAAGGCUGUAGGAGAAAGUGUGUCGAAGCCUUUGCGUUACUACAGCAACAAUCUAAUAAGCACCAUUAAUCUUAUGGAUGUCAUGUCCAAGAACAACUGCAAAAAUCUUGUGUUCUCAUCUUCAGCAACAGUGUACGGACAACCGGAGUGCGUACCUUGUACAGAGGACUAUCCACUCCAUGUCAUGAAUCCUUACGGCCGCACCAAGCUUUUUAAUGAAGACAUUAUGCGUGAUGUUCAUCAUGCGGAUUCAGAAUGGAAGAUUGUGUUAUUACGAUAUUUCAAUCCGGUGGGGUCCCACCCGAGUGGUGAGAUUGGUGAAGAUCCCAUGGAUUAUCCCAACAAUUUGAUGCCCUUCGUGCAACAAGUUGCAGUGGGUCGUAGAGAAAUGCUCACUGUCUUCGGCAAAGAUUACAAAACCCGUGAUGGAACUGGGGUCCGAGAUUACAUUCAUGUCAUGGAUUUGGCAAGUGGUCAUACGAAGGCUCUGGACAAACUCUUCACAACUCCCGACAUAGGAUGUGCAAUUUACAAUUUGGGAACAGGGAAAGGCACCACUGUGCUUGAGAUGGUGGCAGCAUUUGAAGAAGCAUCUGGAAAGAAAAUUCCAUUGAGAUUUGCAGGUCGUCGUCCUGGCGACUCCAGUGAGGUCUUUGCUUCAACUGAGAAAGCAGAAAAGGAGUUAGGUUGGAGAGCCAAGUUUGGCAUAAAAGAGAUGUGUCGUGAUCAAUGGAAUUGGGCAAAAACGAACCCGUAUGGAUAUCGAGGCCAACAAGAACUGGAGGUCACCACACAGAAAUCCAUGAGUAAUGGACAUCGAAAACUGUAGUGGUUGUCACUUUGAACGAAUGAUCACAUGGUGUUGUGUAAACUCACUUUUAUACAAAUGCGAACAAUAGAAAAGAAAAGACCAGAUUUUUUUUUAAGGAUUGGAUCAGAUUCGAUCUUAUGCAUUUCUCUGUCUCGUAAUAGCCAUCGAGACUUUGACAUAGAGAUAACUCCCUUCAUGGUAGUUAGUAAUAACAUAAUUUACUCCUAAACUUGGGGCUAGUCUACUGAAACAUUGAACCUGAUUUAUGGAGCAAAGGUGCCUAGUUUCGAAUAUGGCAGGUGAAGCACUUGAAACUAGGAUGAUACGUUUAACUUUCGGCAAGUAGCAUUUGAUUCUUUGUACAUAAAGAGAUCAUCAGUAUCUGUGGAGCUGCUGCGUGAAUUCCAGAUUCAAUAAAGUGUAACAGACGCAGUUCAUGAUUCUUGUGGAAUUGCUGGUUUCAGAAAAA